AUGGCCGGAUCAGCUACACUCCGGACGACUGCCACAGGCCUAAGGGCGCCAGCAACAGUUCCGGCAAGCAAGAGGAAGCGCGGCCGCCCUUCAAAAGCUGCUUCAUCAUCGCCGAAGCAAACCUCUGGAAGGGAACUGAUUUCACAGAAAGCUGGCAACGAUUCAAGUGACGGUGAAGAAGAUGAAGGGACAACUUUACACGGCAUUUCUUUAGCUUCAGCCCGCUCAAGGUCUGUCAAAGCUGCCAGUGCUAAACGCAAACGCAAGAUGGCUAAAUUUCAACGGGAGGAUAGUGAGGAGGGUCAGGAGGAGAUUAAUAAUUUUCUUCAUCAGGCUCGGUCGUUUGGGGACUUUUUUAUUGAGCGGAUUAAUAUUCAGUCGUCGAUGGCCCUUUGGAGCUCCGAAACCGACGAUAACCUUAGGUCUAAUUACUUUAUCAACAUCCAACAUCUGUGCAAGAAAUCUUCUGGAACACCGGUCACUGAACGUUCUCUAUACUUCGCCUUACUACGCCAGUGGCUUCAAGAGUAUAAUAAAAGCCACAGAUGCAAGCCGAAAGCACAAUUCUGGCCUACAAGGGUCAUCUUCGUCGGCGAUUCGGAUUCCGCAGAGUUAGAACUCUGGGUAUCAGAGUCGAAAAAGGCCCAGCUAUCCGAUGUAGAUGGCUAUGUUGCGCUUUCCCACUGCUGGGGCCUUCCAACGAAGACAGAGAAGGAGCAGUUCUGCACGACACAAGAAAAUUAUCGCCAUCGAUUAAAAGGGUUCAGCAUGGAUGAUUUGCCGAAGACAUUUAAAGAUGCUGUUGAAGUCACACGAGCACUCGGAAAGCAAUACCUUUGGAUUGAUACUGUCUGUAUCAUUCAGUCGAUUGAAGGCGCAGAUACUAACGACUGGAAAAUUGAAGCUAGGCGUAUGGAACAGGUCUUCGGUUCAGCCUACUGCACUAUUACUACUAGUUCAGCAGAGGACUGGACAAAGGGCUUCCUUGAGUGGAGGCCUUCUCCUCGCUUUAUCCAAGACGCCUUUGGACAGUGGACAUAUUUCGGUUCUGAUACAGCGGACUACACAAAAGACAUAGAUGCCGCUCGUCUAAACCAAAGAGCUUGGGUCCUUCAAGAGAGAGUGCUGUCUCACCGAACAAUCCAUUUCACUGAAAGUCACGCGUUCUGGGAGUGUGGCGAUGCAGUGCGUUGCGAAAACUUUACAAAAAUGAAGAGUCCACCUGGAAGGGAACACUUCCUUGUUGACCCAGAAUUUCCGAGUCGUCUCUAUAUCUCAGGCUAUUCUCGCACAAUUGACUUCAUUUAUUUCCUUUUCGAGAAAUACGCACAGUCUGGCUUGACCGCGAAAUCAGACAGGGUCGUUGCGAUUUCUGGCUUGGUGAAGCGGAUGGAACUUCCGGCUACGGGCGACCUGCGAUUUGACACUGAGCAGGAAAGAGUAUUGCUCGUCCAAGUUAGAGCGUUCCAAAACUAUACAAUGGUACAGAAAGACAGCGAGUAUACCAUUCUUGACAAGGAUUCAGUGAUUGUCGGGGGUUUGUCCUUCGAUAUACCAACCUAUAUUCAUUUUCAGCAUUGUGUUGUCAUUGGGAUGCAGUGGACCCCAGCUCAGGUGGAAGAUACUGAGAAGACUUACCAUAUUUUACUUGUGAGAAAAAUUCGGUUCGAGAACCAGUACGAAAGAGUUGGACUUGGAGAGAUCGAGGCACACUACGUAUCCGAAGAUUGUUGGAAAGGGGAGCUCUGCUGA
Hyaloscypha bicolor E is the source of this 1752-nucleotide messenger RNA. RefSeq names its product HET-domain-containing protein. The transcript is spliced from 2 exons. The record is from RefSeq and is a predicted model, not a curated record. Bases 1 to 1752 code for a protein of 583 amino acids. Lineage: Eukaryota; Fungi; Ascomycota; Leotiomycetes; Helotiales; Hyaloscyphaceae.